This is a messenger RNA of Cyprinodon variegatus (sheepshead minnow), 8099 nucleotides long. RefSeq names its product SLIT and NTRK like family member 5 (gene slitrk5b). Gene Ontology annotation, cellular component: membrane. Bases 201 to 2801 code for a protein of 866 amino acids. Lineage: Eukaryota; Metazoa; Chordata; Actinopteri; Cyprinodontiformes; Cyprinodontidae. Gene Ontology annotation, biological process: axonogenesis; regulation of presynapse assembly; positive regulation of synapse assembly. The record is from RefSeq and is a predicted model, not a curated record. The transcript has 2 exons. Gene Ontology annotation, molecular function: protein binding.
GUUGAUCAGUGCUUCUUUCAUCCUCUCCCAUGCUUUAGUGACGACUGCAUCUACAUCCCUAUUUCUGUUUCAUUUCGAAGGAUUAAAAAUAAAAAAGCUGUUCAGAGGCACCAAGGAGAGACUCUACAUCUUCGAUGUGCAUGAGAUGACAGUGAGGAUACCUUAGAGGGACUGCAAGCCUGGCCACGAUUUGCAGGAAAAUGCAGCUUUGGAUUUCAUAUGUUUUGCUCGGUGCAACUUCAGUGGGCAUUGUUGAGAUGUCUGACCAUUAUGGGGAAAUCUGUCAAGAGCUGUGUGCCUGUGAGGAAAGAGAAGGGAUGCUUACAGCAAGCUGUGAAAGCAGAGGAAUUGCAAGACUUUCAAAUAUAAGCCCACUACCCUUCUCUCAUUAUCAACUGCUCCUUACUGGGAAUCUUUUAACAAAACUUUUAACUAAUGAUUUUGCUGACUACACAGGUCUAACAAUAUUACAUCUAGGAAAUAAUAAAAUAUCAGAAAUUAAAGCAGGGGCUUUUAAUGGACUGAGGGGAUUAAAACGAUUACAUCUCAACAAUAACAAAAUUGAUGCCUUGAAGGAAGAAUUUUUCUAUGGCCUUGAAAGUCUAGAAUAUUUACAGCUUGAUUAUAAUUACAUCACCCAUGUGGAGCAAAAUGCCUUCAACAGACUUCAACAUCUGGAGGUCUUGAUUCUGAAUGACAAUUUGAUAUCUAGUCUGCCUGUAAACAUAUUUCAGUUUGUACCAUUAACUCAUUUAGACCUGAGAGGGAAUCAGCUCAAAGUGCUGCCCUAUACGGGUCUACUGGAGCACAUGAACAGCGUUGUGGAGUUACAGCUGGAAGAAAAUCCAUGGAACUGCUCUUGUGAGCUAAUCGCUCUUAAGACCUGGCUGGAAAGCAUUUCAUACACAGCUUUGAUUGGGGAUGUGGUUUGUGAGUUCCCCUUUCGGCUUCAUGGUAGAGACCUUGAUGAAGUUUCAAAACAAGAGCUAUGCCCGAGGAGAGCCAUUGCUGAGUAUGAGAUGCCGCCACCUCCGCAUUUGGGAGUAGAUUCAAACUACAGGACGACCCCAGCUCUUGGUGCCUACUUCACUGCAUCUGGCAUUGCAAGAUCCUCAUCAAGACCAACCAAGGGACCUCGUCAGUCUGCCAAAUUAAAAUCAAAACCCACCGCUCGAGUCCCAUCAAAUAAGCCACAGAAUUAUGGUCAAAUUGUUUCUUAUCAAACCAAAUCUCCAGUGCCUUUAGACUGUCCAGCUGCCUGCACCUGCAAUCUCCAGAUAUCAGAUCUUGGGCUGAAUGUGAACUGCCAGGAGAGAAAGAUUGAACAGAUCUCUGAUCUUAGUCCCAAACCAUACAACCCCAAAAAGAUGUAUCUCACAGGAAAUUAUAUCCCAGUGGUGCAUCGGUCAGAUUUUACUGAGGCAACCGGAUUAGAUCUGCUUCAUCUCGGUAACAAUAGGAUAGCUCGGGUAGAUGAUAGAGCUUUUGGUGAUUUGACAUAUCUGAGACGACUAUACCUUAAUGGGAAUUUGAUUGACCAUCUUAGAGCUGAUAUGUUUUAUGGACUAGAGAGCCUACAGUUCUUAUAUUUAGAAUACAAUGUCAUUAAAGAAGUAAAUGCUGACACUUUUCAGCAUAUGCCAAAACUUCAGCUUCUUUUUUUAAACAAUAAUCUCUUAAAAACAUUGCCAGAGGGUACCUUUAACGGCUUGACAUUAGCAAGACUAAAUCUCCGUAACAACCACUUGCGUUAUCUUCCAGUAAGGGGUGUACUUGAUCAACUCACAGCUCUUGUUCAAGUUGAUUUGUAUGAAAAUCCCUGGGACUGCUCUUGCAGUAUACUUGACUUGAAGAUGUGGUUGGAGCAGCUCAGCAUAGGGACAGUUGUAAAUAACGUUAUCUGUGGCUCCCCCAAGAAGUUGGCUGGAGAAGAUAUGAGAUACAUUAAGACAACUAAUUUCUGCCCUAAUAAUUCUGAUAUACUUGCUUCUAUGAUUCCUCCCUCAGAGGAAUCAUUUCCAGGGAGCACUAUCACUAUAGAAACAUCCUUAGACUCCAACACUCAGUUCAGCACCAUCCCUUUGUCUGUAAUGAUUCUUGCCCUUCUUCUAUUAUUUAUUGUGUCUGUGUUUGUGGCAGCAGGACUGUUUAAGGCUACAAAAAAAAGACACCAGAAGAAUCAAAAUGAGCAGAAUGAAUCAAUGAAUGCCUGCAUUAGCUCCCUCAACAUGGAGUAUGGCCUUUACAAAAAGGGAUCUAUUCCUAAAAUAAGAACAUCAGCUGGUCAUGUCUAUGAGUAUAUCCCACCUCCCACAGAAGCCACAUGCAGAACUGCUGCACAAACCCCUAUGGACAACAAAUCAGUAGAUGGAUUUAAGGACUUUGACGAGUUAAGCAGCGCCUUUCUGGGUAACUUAGAUGAAGAGGCAGGCAGUACUGUAAUAAGCUCUGAGUACAGCGCCACGACUCCAGAGCCUCUCAAGAAGCCCUCCACCCCUUACCAAGACGAUGUAUGCUACUAUAGAGAUGUACCCGAGCCUGACAAGAACCAACGCUAUAACAAUGCUUUACUUUGCAGGCAUGGAGCACACUCAUCAAAUCAGUAUACAUCAGACUUUGAUGCAAGAAACCAAUAUGUGCACCCAGAGAGCAUACAACAGACAAUACUGUAUUGCACAGCACCAAGCUCUGUUUAUGUAGAACCCAACAGAAGCGAGUACUGGGAACUGAAAGCAAAGCUUCAUCUUGAUCCAGAUUACCUUGAGGUUCUCGAAAAACGAACUACAUUCACACAGUUUUGAGACAUUGGUCCUCCACAUGUUCAGUUGCCACAUUUGUGUGAUAUACUAAGUGAAAUUAAAAAAGACUAUUUUGUAAACUCAGAAACUACUUUGCAAAGACAUUUAUUGUGUUUCCGAGAAAUAUGCUUUAUGAAGCGAGUGAUGCAAGGAGAACAUAAUUAAUUUUGAAGCAUCACUUAACACUCCAUUCCUGUGUGGUUUUGCAGUUUGGUUUGAGUGUGCAAAUACAAGCAUGAAACUAUAUAUUCAGAGCUCUUAUGACUUACCCUACCACAGAUUUUACCCUGCAACAGUAUCAUUAAUAAUGAUUUAGGAAUCAGCUUUAAAUCUCAAAUUGGCUGCAGUUUAUGAGUCGUAAUAAACCACGCGGACAAUAUGUUCCUGACCCCCAAAUAACUUUAUAUUAUUUGGCAGAACAGGUUUUCUUUAAAAGGCAGCCCAUUCUACGUGUUUUCCUGCUUCUUGAUAUGAGAAGCAUGCAUUCAAGUCUAGCUUUCAUUCAAUCUAUUUGUAACAUGAUUAAUUAUUAAUGGAUAUCUGCAUUUGCUUUGUUUCUUUAACCAAAAGCAUGAGUUAUGAGUGCAGUGAAAGUCUCCAUUCUAAUAGAAACAUGGGAGAAUGUAAAUUAUGAUAUAUAUAAUGAUAAUAUUACACUAGCCUUAUUUGUAGAGUGGGACUAUUGUGCAAACACACAGCAGACAAGUUAAAACAUUAAUGUCAUGAUUAGAAUAAAGUUAGAAGAAAGUAAGAAAAGCUACCUUUUGGUUAACAUCUUUUCAAGCAUUACAUUUUACAUUACAAAAAAAAAAAAACUUUAACACAGCUGAUAUACGUAUGCUCACUUAUCUUUGCUUAGAGUCUGGUCUAACUGACUUGGUGGUUCAUUCCUUUUUAUCAGAGUAUUUUUGUAAAGGAAAUAUCUUAUUGUUUUGUUGUUGUUUUUUACUUGCUGUUGUAGUUGGUAAAUGCAAUUUAUUGUUCCUUUUUUAUCUUUCUUCUUUCUAUGAUUUAAACAUUUUUGCCACUGCACUAUUUAAAUGUUGCUUUGUUUUACAGUUUAUACAUUACGUAAUAACAGCAUUUACUUUUACUUUUAAGGUUUUUAAUUUCUUUCUUUUUUUUUCAAUUUUGUUUUGCAGAGUUCAAAUCAUUUAUCUGGAGUGUGUUUUCCAUUUGUGGUGAUUUGGGCUGUUUGCUGCUUGUUUACACCUGCCGGUAUUAACCCCCUCUGUGACAACUUCUCAUGUGUCAAUCAGCAAAUCUUUAAGAUUAGGUUGAUAUUUUUUGCCUUUAAAAAAAAAGUAACGAAAGAAAAUUAGCAGUUCACUAUAUGUUUCUUUUGGCUUUUGCCUAUUUACACAUUGAUGUAUAUCCAUUUUUUUUUACAUUUUGUGAUUUCAACAACAAAGCAAUAACUGGACAUUUGAAAACAGUAACAUGCAAAGAAAAACCUGUUUAUUAUUUCAUACACACUCCUGUAUUUGGUUUGUACAUGUGCAGUGGUUACAUACAGUGGUUUCCAAACUUUUCUUGCUGGACCCACCUUUUGGUAAACAAAAAAUAUUCACAGUCGACUGAUUACCCCUAACCCAACUUUUCCAACAAUUGAACAAAGAAAAGCAAACUAAAGUAAGUUAAAUAAUGUAAUUCAAUAAACUACAAUCUCCUUCAAAUUAGAAAAUGACCACCUUUAAAGUGUAAUCAUUUCAAUUUUAACUAUGUAUUUUAGUGUGUAACAUUGCAAUACAUCUUAAAAAGAACAUCUCUCAAGAUGGGUCAAUAAUUUAAUUAGGCCCUCCUUUGAAACUACACUGGGCCCACCCUAGGGAACCCCUCACCACCCUCCCCCUCCUCUUAUGGAACUACUGGCUCAGUCAGACCAUGGCCGUAUAAAUAGAAAUAAUUGCAGCUAUAGUGUUUUGUUGGAAUAAUUUUUUAAAAAGAAUCGCAACAACCUAAUUGUUAAGUAAAUACCCCUUAAUUUUAAUCAAAUUGUAUUUCCAGUAAUUUAUUUUCUAUAAUUCUACGUAUAAAUUUGACCUUUGUACCAAGAAUCUUAAGAGGAGUUUUAAAACUAUUUGGUAUUAUGUGAAUACAUAGAAUGGAAUUCAAUUGUGCGUAUGUUCAUAAGAAAUAGCUAAUACAAUUUUUUUUACCAAGUUUGGUUCUAAAAAUGUUUUUUAAGCGCAAAAACAUUCUGUGUUAAGAACACUAUUUCUGGAUUGCCAUCUCUCUUGCAGAACUGAUAUUUUAAGCUUCGCGUGUGGUUUUUGCUACUCAUAUUCAAACCUGGUGCAUAAAUAAUGCACUUUGCAGAACCUUUCAUUUCCUAAAAAGACUCUAUUGUUAGUAUGGAUCAUUUAUAAUUUACUCACUUAUUUGAACAUAAUUCAAGGUUAUCUCUGCUGCAAUCAGCUGAUUAAACACCACUGUCCUUUCUAUGAUAGAGUAUAAUUUGCUCAUCUAAAUUAAGCCUAAAUAUGCACUGAAAAAGUGCUUUAUGGUUUAGCAGCUCUAUUUCAUGCUUAGUCACAAUCAGCAGACUGAAAUCUUAUUAUAUGGUCAAUACUAAAUGUGUAACCCAUCUAUGUAUUGUUAGUACUUGAUUUUUUGUUAAUUAGUCUAUUAAGAUUUAAUUAAUACCACAAACCUCAUAUUUGAGCCCCUUCUUCCAUUUUACUCAUUUACUCUCUCCUUUUCUAAAAUAUAGCAUUCUAAAAGAUUAUAUUUGUUGCUUUAACUGUUCUCUCGCAGCAAAAAACUCACAUAUUUAAAUGUCUGCCAGGAUUUUUCUCUGGAGUUGACAGGUUCUACCUGUGCAUGAGUAGAUGCUCUCUUCCUAAAACCAAAAGUGCAAAAAUGAGAACAAUUGACUACUUAAAACUGCUCUCUCUAUACAUGUGUGUUCAUGGUUGUGUGCUUUCAUUGAUUGAUUGAUUUGUGACCUGCACAGGUUGUACCCUGACUACUGCCUGUGCCCCUGCAAGGCAUAAGAGGAUGCAGAAUAUUGAUGCACCAGUGUACAUGUGUAAUUGUUAUAUAAGUUAUUUCUCUUGCAAAACCAGAUACUGGUAUGUUGGUUGGAAUUGGGUCUAUUUUAUGCUGUUUCAAUAUUCAUUCUAUUCAGGCCUCUGGCCCAGGUGAACAUAUGUUGUAUACCUAUUUUUAUAUUAGCAAAGAUGAACGUUUAGAUUCUUCUUUUAUAUCUGUUAUUUGUUUUUUGUUUUUUUCUUUAUUAACACGAUUUAAGAAAAUGCACUUAUGAUUCUGCUGAUCAAAGAUGAUGUCACUUUUGUAAAUGCACAAUACAGUAUCGUGUUUAUAGCCAUAGAUUUGGUCUGAUAAAUGCAUAAAGAAGGGUUAUGUAUUAUUACAAAAGCUUAUACUAUGCAUAGAUAUAGAUCACACUCAGACAAUCUGCUUUACUCUCAGUUACAAUUCCGCCUGUUUGGCUGAGAGGAUCUCUCUCAAAAUAUAGCAAAUUUACUAUUAAUUCAGAAAUUAACCUCUCUAUUGUGAGAGAUAUAAACCAUGUAUAAACAUCAGCUAAUAGCAGUUAAAAAAAAUAAAAAGAAAAAAAUAGAAAAACUCCAUGUUAAUACAAUAAAGUCACCUCUAUGCAAAAGGCUUCAAAGGAAACUGAGCACAUUGUUCAGUCAUAAUCUAUCUUUAUCAUCUGGGGAACUAGGGUGAGCCAGGAAAUAUGACUUUCCCUGAGAGUUAAAUAUACUGUAAAGUUAGUUUUCAAAUGCACUCAACUUGUUGUCAUAACUCAGCCAAACAAAGGAGAGGUUCCAUCUAUCCUAUCUGCAUGACAAGUUUUACUUUGCAGCAUGACGCUAAGCAAUGAGAAAUAAUUAAUUUGUUGCCUUUAUCACAUCUCAUAGAAUUUCUUAUGUAGGGUUAAAACAACUGUGCUAAAAUAUCCAAAGUUAAUACAUAACAUGCACCCCAUAGGUCUGACCCAUUUUUUCAUUUCCUCUAAGAACACCUCUAUAAUACUAUAAAAGUGGAAAAACACAGUAUACUAGUAGAAAUACAACAUUCUUGUUGUAGAGAGUUACUAGGUUUUGGUUGAUUGUAUAAUUUCUCACUGUGUGCUAUAACCUACACAUUUUAAAGCAGCAAAAAGCAAAAAAUGUACAUCUCAAAGUUUUGCUUCCUAGCGCCUUUUAAAUUUUACAAGGGAUGUCCUGAUCCGAUCCCAGGUAACGUUUCUGUAUCCUGAUUAGAAGUUUUUAAGUUUUUUUGUUUUCAUUGCCAGAAUUGAAUUUUGGGACUGAAUUGAAUUCCUGAUACCUGUUGGUGUUAUGCUGUGAUUUUCUGAGCCUCACUGCCAUCCUGUAGUGCAGUUCCAAUGCAGUCCCUACUUUCAAAAUCCCAUCUUAUUUUUGUUUUUAUGGCUUGAAAACUGUUAAGUAGGCGUUGCACAUUACUUUAUUUAUCAAAAACAAUCUUGUUUAUUACAUGCAUGUAAUACGGUUCAAAACAUGACAAAAUCAAUCCUAUUAUCUUUAACAUCAGUCCUUCCACAAUCCAAAGUUGUCUUAGUUUAUAAAAAAAACAAAAACAAAUUGCUUUUUUGAAGCUUCGGUGGCUGAAAUUUAACAAGUAAUUAUACAUCAACAUUAGCCUAGCACCUUGUUCAGCAUGAACAUUUUGUUAACACUAGCGAAAUAUGACUUUACUUAAGAUUGUAGCUGAAUGUUCACUACCAAAUACAUAUGUACUCUGACUUAGUAUUUGCAAAUGCCUGCUUUUAAAAGUAUUGGAUCCAUUACUACCAGGGACAAAACUUUCUGAUUAGGACAUCCCUAAUUUUUAUUUACAUUAAGGUUACUUAAUUUUUUUACAAAGCAGCAGUGUCAGAAAAUGUGAUUGCUGUAUAUAGCAGCAGUUUUUUAAGUUUUUUUUUAUUCACCAUGUUGUUAUAACUGACAAUAUGCAAUUGUUUUGUGGUUCCAAUUAAGACUAUGUAUAUUAAUAAGAAGCCAAUUGUGCUAGAAUAAAAUGUUUCUGUGUGUGAAUAUGUGCCAAUGUUUAAAUGAAGAGAGGAUAUUUGGAUAUUUUCUGAUUCCUAUUACAGCUCCUCUGUUUGCCUGUGUUUGCUUUUUUUGUUUUGUUUUUAUAUAUAUAAUAAUGAUGUUUCGGUGUCAGCCUAAUUUGUAAAUAGAACACUUUAUCAGCAUUUUUUCAGUGCAAAGUUGUUCCACUUUUAAAGGCAAAAAAACCCUUGUUUUUUCUAUUUGGAAAAAACACAGAGCAACUAGGAAUAUGUGGGAUAAGUAUAGCUACAGU